CAGACACUUCCCUCCCGGCAUCUGCUGCCUCGCCUCGCCUCCUCGUCAUGAGUCUCCUCCGCUGCUCCUUGCGAGCGGUAGGACCGACUCGCGAUGCCGGUCGAAUCGCAUCCCAGGGCCUCUUGAGACGCUCACCACCGCGUUUCUCCGCAGCCGGUCUCCGCGGCUUCAUCUCGUCGUCCCGCUCCAGCUCCGGCACCGCCGAUUCUCAAUCCGCUCCUGCAUCUCUCCACCGCUCCUAUUUCUCGGCCAAUCGCACCGAGGAUUCUGCAGCAAGCAAGAGCAAUCUGUUGUCCUCCUUCUCGACCAACAAUGCCACCGCUCAACCCGACUCCUCAGUCCGCCAACCAGCAUCGGACCACCACUCGACCUCAUCCUCAUCCUCUUCCCCCGUCUCAAUUACCUCCGAACCCACGUCGCCAGAGCUCCCUCACCGCCGAAGGAAACGAUUGAAGGAUGAAGCUGCAGCAGGCGACCCCGAAGCAGAACAUGUCAUCCCCCCCGACGCCUCCGCACAGCUGUCAGCGAUCUCCUCCGCCCUGCCCACCACGUCCCCGCGCCGCAAGAUGGCGGCCUUUCUCGCUCUCUGCAAACCCCGUCUGUCUGUGCUGGUCGUGCUGAGCACGACCGCAGCCUACGGCAUGUACCCGAUCUCGACUCUCCUCGCCCUGGACCCGUCCAUGGCCCCGCUCCCUACCCUCUCCACCUCCACCCUCACAUUCCUCUACCUGACAGCCGGAACUUUCCUCUCCAGCUGCUGCGCCAACACCAUCAACAUGUACCUUGAACCCAAGUACGAUGCCCUGAUGUCGCGAACCCGCAACCGCCCGCUCGUCCGCGGCCUCGUCUCGCGCCGCGGGGCGGUGCUCUUCGCGAUCGCAACCGCCGUCUCCGGGCUGGGCCUGCUCUACUUCGGCACCAACCCCACGGUAACGGCCCUCUCCGCGGGGAAUAUCAUCCUCUACGGCUUCAUCUAUACCCCUCUCAAGCGCAUCCACGUGAUCAACACCUGGGUCGGUGCCAUCGUUGGCGGUAUUCCGCCACUGAUGGGCUGGGUCGCCGCGGCCGGCCAGACGGCGACGCCGGGCCACGACACCUGGCGCGACAUGCUCUUCAGCGAGGACAGCAUCGGCGGCUGGCUGCUCGGCGGCAUCCUCUUUGCAUGGCAAUUCCCCCACUUCAACGCCCUGUCGCACACCAUCCGCGACGAAUACAAGCGCGCCGGCUACAAGAUGCUGUGCUGGAAGAACCCGGCCAUGAACGCGCGCGUCGCCCUGCGCUACUCCGUCCUCAUGUUCCCCAUCUCCAUCGGCCUGUGGUGGGUCGGCGUCGUCGGCCACGGCUUCCUGGUCAGCAGCUCCCUCGCCAACGCCUGGCUCGUCAAGGAGGCCUACCGCUUCUGGAAGUAUCAGGGCGGCCAGGGUAGCGCGCGCGGUCUCUUCUGGGCCAGCAUCUGGCAGCUACCGGUCUUGCUGGUCGGCGGCCUGGUUACCAAGAAGGGUCUCUGGGACGGCGUGUGGCGACAAGCGUUCGGACAGCCCGAGGACCCAGAGGACGAUGAGGCCGAUUACAUCUAUCUGGACGAGGAAGAGGAGGUCGCUGCUACUGCUGUUGCUUCUGCUUCUGCUCAACCAACGCAUGUCGCUUCUCGAGCUUGAGAUGACCGAUCCUGAGGCUUUGGUAUCUCGUCCAAUUGGCUCAGACUGAGAACCGUGUAAAACAGAAAAUCACAUUAUAGAUGAUCUUGGCAUGGGUUGGGGUUAUAUCCUGAUCUGUCCACUCUUUUUUUUUCGUUGUUGUUUCUACCGAAUGUGAUGUAUUUAGAUUCCCUGUCUUUUUGUCUAUUGGAAUGCGGACGGCGUUAAUGUUUCUGCUCUGUUUUGAGUCUUUGUAUUGUAUAACAACUGCUGCUACUCC
This is a messenger RNA of Aspergillus homomorphus CBS 101889, 1917 nucleotides long. RefSeq names its product protoheme IX farnesyltransferase (gene cox10). The record is from RefSeq and is a predicted model, not a curated record. Gene Ontology annotation, biological process: heme biosynthetic process. The transcript has a single exon. NCBI's taxonomy places the organism in Eukaryota, Fungi, Ascomycota, Eurotiomycetes, Eurotiales, Aspergillaceae. Gene Ontology annotation, molecular function: protoheme IX farnesyltransferase activity. Gene Ontology annotation, cellular component: mitochondrial membrane; mitochondrion. Bases 48 to 1658 code for a protein of 536 amino acids.